GCAAAGCUUCCUCUGAUCUUUCUGCUUUGCUCGAGGAGCCAGCUAAGGAGGAAGAAGAAAUUCAGGCACAGUCCAUUAGCCUGCACAGAAAAGGGAAAUUACUCUGACUGCAGCAUGACCACAGCAGGAAAAGUCAUUAAAUGCAAAGCUGCUGUUCUUUGGGAGGUCAACAAGCCCUUUUCCAUUGAGGAAGUGGAGGUAGCCCCACCCAAGGCCAAAGAAGUGCGAAUAAAGAUUGUGGCAACAGGAAUCUGCCGCUCGGAUGACCAUGUGGUAGUUGGGACAUUGCCUCAACGCCUCCCAAUAAUCCUGGGGCAUGAAGCUGCAGGGAUUGUGGAGAGCAUUGGAGAAGGAGUGACUUCUGUAAAACCAGGCGACAAAGUUAUCCCACUCUUUACUCCACAGUGCAAGGAAUGCAAAGUUUGUAAGCACCCGAAUGGCAACACUUGCAUUAAAAAUGACCUGACUGCUGGUAGAUGCACUUUACAGGAUGGUACCACCAGAUUUACCUGCCGAGGGAAGCCAAUUCAUCAUUUCGCUGCCACAAGCACCUUCACUGAGUACACAGUGACAGACGAAAUCUCUGUUGUAAAGAUCGAUUCAUCCUCUCCCCUGGAAAAAGUUUGCCUGAUGGGCUGUGGAUUUACCACUGGUUAUGGUUCUGCAGUAAAAGUUGCCAAGGUCACUCCUGGCUCUACUUGUGUUGUCUUUGGCCUGGGGGGCGUUGGCUUGUCAGUGGUCAUUGGCUGUAAGUCAGCUGGAGCCUCCCGGAUCAUUGGGGUGGACAUUAACAAGGACAAAUUUGCAAAGGCCAAAGAGGUAGGUGCUACUGAGUGCAUCAACCCUCUGGACUACAAGAAACCCAUCCAUGAUGUUCUGGCUGAAAUGACCGAUGAUGGCGUUGAUUUUUCAUUUGAAGUCAUUGGACGUAUAGACACAAUA
Molecule: messenger RNA, 942 nt
Organism: Trichosurus vulpecula (common brushtail)
Lineage: Eukaryota; Metazoa; Chordata; Mammalia; Diprotodontia; Phalangeridae
Product: alcohol dehydrogenase E chain-like
Biological process (GO): retinol metabolic process; retinoic acid metabolic process
Cellular component (GO): cytosol
Molecular function (GO): all-trans-retinol dehydrogenase (NAD+) activity; zinc ion binding
Source: RefSeq, a predicted model, not a curated record